Molecule: messenger RNA, 5827 nt
Organism: Microcebus murinus (gray mouse lemur)
Lineage: Eukaryota; Metazoa; Chordata; Mammalia; Primates; Cheirogaleidae
Gene: TOPORS
Product: TOP1 binding arginine/serine rich protein, E3 ubiquitin ligase
Biological process (GO): protein monoubiquitination; protein sumoylation; protein polyubiquitination
Cellular component (GO): photoreceptor connecting cilium; nuclear speck; ciliary basal body
Molecular function (GO): metal ion binding; ubiquitin protein ligase activity
Source: RefSeq, a predicted model, not a curated record
ACCCAGAAACCCUUACGUAAGAAGCGGAAGAUCGUAUCCUCCAGGAAGAGGCGGAGUCGAGGUGAGAGGUUGAAAUGCUUAAAUUAGGAAUGGAUUUUGGAGUUUCUCGGCGCUGAAGAAAGAGGGCCUUUCCGCCUGCGAGCCCAGACAGCCGACACCCGAGCUCCGCUAGACCCGGGACCUACCACUGAAUAGAUCCAGUCCAGGGUGCGGCGGCUCACUGGCUUCAUGAAUGGAGUGGAUCUCUCUCUGAAGACUUUGUAGGAUAUUGUUUGGCCUCUGGUGUUGGAUCCCUUUCGAAUCCCUGUUACUUCCAGCCAUGCAACCGAAGGGGUCGAAGCAGCCGCUGGGGUCUUUGCUGUCUCGCGAGGAGGGCGAAGCGCCCCCGCCUGCUCCCGCUUCUGAGGGUAGGCGGAGAAGUCGCCGGGUACGCCUUCGCGGAUCCUGCCGCCACCGACCUAGCUUUUUGGGCCGGCGGGAGCUUGCUACGAGCGCUCCAGCAGGGCCUGCGCCAGCGUCUUCCGAGAUAAUGGCAUCAGCCGCUAAGGAAUUUAAAAUGGACAACUUUUCACCUAAAGCUGGCACUAGCAAAUUACAACAGACGGUACCAGCUGAUGCAUCUCCUGAUUCUAAGUGUCCUAUAUGCUUGGAUAGAUUUGAUAAUGUGUCUUACUUAGAUCGCUGUUUACAUAAGUUCUGUUUUCGCUGUGUACAGGAGUGGUCAAAAAACAAAGCUGAAUGUCCACUAUGUAAACAGCCCUUUGAUUCUAUUUUCCAUUCUGUGAGGGCAGAAGAUGACUUCAAGGAAUAUGUCCUAAGGCCUUCCUAUAAUGGUUCUUUUGCCAUCCCUGAUGGUCGAGGAUUUCGCUACCGUACAACUAUGACAAGGGAACGGAAUACUUCUGUUUAUUCACCUAAUAGUACCAUAAAUAGAAGAACAACAACUCCACCAGAUAGUGGAGUUUUAUUUGAAGGGUUAGGCAUUUCAACAAGAUCUAGAGAUGUUGAAAUUCCUCAGUUUAUGAGGCAGGUUGCAAUAAGGAGGCCAACUACUGCAGAUGAAAGAUCUUUGCGGAAAAUUCAAGAACAAGACAUUAUUAAUUUUAGACGAACUCUCUAUCGUGCUGGUGCUCGAGUUAGAAAUAUUGAAGAUGGUGGCCGCUAUAGGGAUAUUUCAGCUGAAUUUUUCCGUAGAAACCCAGCUUGCCUUCACAGAUUAGUCCCCUGGUUAAAACGUGAACUUACAGUUCUUUUUGGAGCUCAUGGAUCUUUAGUGAACAUCGUCCAGCACAUCAUCAUGAGUAAUGUUACUCGCUAUGAUUUGGAAAGCCAGGCAUUUGUGUCUGAUUUAAGACCAUUUUUACUUAAUCGAACCGAACAUUUUAUACAUGAAUUUAUCAGUUUUGCUCGAUCUCCUUUUAACAUGGCAGCCUUUGACCAGCAUGCUAAUUAUGAUUGCCCUGCUCCUUCAUAUGAAGAAGGCAGCCAUUCUGAUUCUUCAGUCAUAACAAUAUCUCCAGAUGAGGCUGAGACUCAAGAGCUAGAUAUUAAUGUAGCCACUGUUAGUCAGGCACCAUGGGAUGAUGAAACACCGGGACCAUCUUACUCAAGCUCAGAGCAGGUACAUGUUGCUAUGUCUUCCCUUUUAAAUACUUCUGACAGUUCAGAUGAAGAACUGGUCACAGGGGCAACCACGUCUCAGAUACAAGGAGUACAAACCAAUGAGGACUUGAAUAAUGACAGUGAUUCUUCUUCAGAUAAUUGUGUAAUUGUUGGGUUUGUUAAACCACUAGCUGAGAGGACCCCAGAACUUGUUGAACUGUCCUCAGAUUCUGAGGAGUUAGGUACUUAUGAGAAAAUGGAGACAGUGAAGACACAAGAACAAGACCAGUCUUACAGUUCUGGUGAUAGUGAUGUUAGUAGAUGUUCAUCUCCACGCUCUGUCCUUGGAAAAGAUGAGCAAAUAAAUAAAGGUCAUUGUGAUUCUGGUACAAGAAUCAAAUCCAAGAAGGAAGAGAAACGAUCUACAUCAUUGUCAUCUCCCAGAGACCUGAGCUCAUCUUUGAGAGGAGACAGAGUAUAUUCUCCAUACAACUAUAGACACAGGAAGAGGGGAAGAUCAAGAAGUUCAGAUUCACGUUCCCAGAGUAGAAGCGGAUAUGAUAAGAAUCAUAGAAAGCAUCAUGGUAAGAAAAGAAUGAAAAGCAAAAGAUCCAGAAGCAGGGAAAGUAGACCUAGAGGAAGAAGAGACAAAAAGAGGUCAAGAACUAGAGAUAGCAGUUGGUCAAGACGAAGCCAAACUCUGUCUCUAAGUAGUGAAAGCACAAGCAGAUCAAGGUCUCGUAGUAGUGAUCAUGGUAAAAGAAGAUCACGGAGCAGAAAUAGAGAUCGUUACUAUUUAAGAAAUAAUUAUGGAAGCAGAUACAAGUGGGAGUAUACUUAUUAUAGUAGAAACAAGGACAGGGAUGGGUACGAAUCAUCUUACAGGAGGAGGACUCUGUCCAGAGCUCAUUAUUCCAGACAAUCUUCAAGUCCAGAAUUUAGAAUUCAGUCUUUUUCUGAAAGAACAAAUGCUAGGAAAAAAAACAAUCACAGCGAAAGGAAAUACUACUACUAUGAAAGGCAUAGAUCAAGGAGCCUGUCUAGUAACAGAUCAAGGACUGCAUCUACAGGGCCUGAGCGGAUGAGAAAUGAAAAACCUGGAGGGAAACGAAAAUACAAAACACGGCAUUUGGAGGGUGCUAAUGAAGUGGCUCAACCAUCUCAUGAAUUUGCUUCUAAAGUAAAGGAUGGUCAUUACCAGAAAUAUUCCUCAAAAUUGGAUGGAAACUACAAAAAUGAGAGUGACAGCUUUUCAGACAGCCGAUCAUCAGAUAGAGAGACAAAACACAAGAGGAGAAAAAGGGCCCGGAGCCUGAGUGUAGAGAUAGUUUACGAAGGAAAAGCUACUGAUACAACCAAACAUCAUAAAAAGAAAAAGAAGAAACACAAGAAGAAGCAUAAGAAACACCAUGGAGACAAUAGUUCACGUUCUCCAGUUGUAAUUACCAUCGACAGUGAUAGUGAUAAGGAUUCUGAAGUAAAAGAAGAUGCAAAAUGUGACAAUAAUGGGCCUCAAGACCCUCUACAAAAUGAGUUUUUGGCUCCUUCCUUGGAACCAUUUGAAACUAAAGAUGUAGUUACAAUAGAAGGUGAAUUUGGUGGUCUGGACAAGGAGUGUGAUGUUACCACACUUACUAACAACUUGAAUAAUAAUGCCAACAAAACUGUAGAUAAUAUUCCAUCCCCAACAGCUUCAGUUGAACAAACUCUUGAUGUAAGAAAAGAGAGCACCUUUGCCUCUAAUUUGGAGAACCAGGCCAGUAAUGUCUCUAUUCAAACUGAGCCAUCAAGGCAAUUGCCAUCUCCACGGACAUCAUUAAUGUCAGUGUCUCUUGGUAGAAACUGAUGUCUUAAAACUGCCAAAGCAACUCGUUGAGAAUUCUGUUGGUAUACAAAGGAAAAAAAGGAACAGUGUCCUCUACUUCAGUCUAUUUAAAGAUGUCUUUUGGUGAAAACUCUAUUCCCGUUUAAGUGAUUUUUUUUGUGUGUUACUUUAUAAGAAUCAUUAUUUGUUCAAAAAGUAUGUAUGUCCCACCCUCAGAGAUAUGCACUUUGAAGUGAAGAAAAUGAUAUUGCUAGCAGUUUAUUUAAAACUUGGGAUCCUUUUUAAAUAAAGUAUAAAUUUUAGAAGUUAUUUCAUAAAGCCAUAUGGUAUUGACAUAUUUUUAAGGUAAUGAGUAUUUUUGAAUUUUUUUUUUUUUUGAGAGUUAUUCUGGAAAUGUGUUAUAAGCUAGGAGAAUCCCUUUGGACAGUCUUUAUUUUUCUUCUUAAAAAUUUGUAUGAUUCAAAACCAUUUCUUCAGGUUAAAUUGAGGCAUUUUAAUCUGCAGUUUAUCUUGACUUCUGCCAAAAGAAAAGUUUACUAUUUCCUUUAUAUACUUGUUUAUCUGGAGUGCCAGUAAAACAAAUGUGUAUUCAACAAAAGACAAAAUAAAACAGUAACACUUUAAAAUAAGAAUCAGAAAUUUUCCUAUGCAGCAUUGCUUUUAAAAAAGAUUGUAGUAGAACCAGAAUCUUGAAAAUAGCUAAGGGUAUAAUUUUGUUAUAAAUACUAAAUUUCAGGUCAUCUGGAUUUACAAAUACUUCAGUUUUCAUGAUUAUUUUAGUUAUUUAAUCUGAUUUUGUCUUAAGCAAAAUGCUAUUAAGUAGCAUUUAGUUACUAAAAACACAAAAUACCCUUGCCAUACCUCUUUUACCUUGGUAGUUCUUCUCUGUGUAAAGAGAUGAUAAAAUUACAUCUAGGCUGAUUUAGGAUUGCUAGUAAACAACAGAGCUUGAGUUAAAUCUCAAUUCAGCCUUCAGUUUGCCUUGUUACCACAUUCAUUCAUUGAUUGGAAAUUAGAAUGCCUGCUAUAUGGCAGCUCUGUACUAGGUUUUAGUGACAGAGCAAUGCAGAUAUGCUCUCUGCUCUCAUGGGGCUUACAGAUUACUUAAGAUGGAUAAUAUCUAUAUAAAUAUAACAUUACAAACAAAUUCUCUGAAGAGAAACUAUAAUUAUAAGAGUAUAUAAUGGGAGCCUAAUCUCAGGUGGAACUAAUAGUUGAAUUGGAAUCUGGAAAACAAGUGGAUAUUAACUAGGGGUAGAGUUGCUAUUAGCAAAGGAAAAUAUAUGCAAAGAUCCAAAGGCAGAAGGGGAGCCUAGCAUAUUUCAAGAACAAAAAGGGCAAGGUUAGCCAAAGGACAGAGUAUAGGAACAAGCUUUGUAGGCCAUGUUUAGAAUUUGUUUAUCCUAAGCACAGUAAAAAAUUGGUUUAAAAUUAUAAGAAUCUAAAAUUGAUGUUAGCAAUUUUUAGUAAGCUCAGACAUUGAGAAAUUGUGGGAAGACUAUAUAGAUUGAUCAAGAAAUACAAAUUGAAUAUAUGAAAUUACUUUAUGGUUAUAAUAUUUUUCUUAAUUAAGUAUUAAAAACUAAAGAAUGCUGUUUUAUUCCACAUUGUAUAUUUUACAUCAUGUUUUCUGUUAAACAUUUAAUGAAAACACAAUGCAUGGUACCAUCACUCAUGUUCAGGCCCAAAAUCAAGUCCUGUCUUUCAGUUCUCCUAUGCAACCAAAUACUGGUCAUUAAAUAUUUUUCUAGUAUUUCUAUUGUGUUUAUACCAUCCAGUCUAGGCAGCCAGGACAUCUCACCUAUACUACCAUAAUGGGUCUGCCUGCAUUCCACUCCUUUUCCCUCAUCCAUUCUUGAUGCAGUAUUCAAAAGAUCUUUUAAAAACAUUUUUUCACUUUAUUCCCCUACUUAAAUCCUUCAAUAGCUUCCCACUUUUCUGAGGGUAUUAAAAUCAGACAAACAAAAAAUUCAAUAAUGUGAAUUGGUUUACAAGUCUACCUAAUAAGGCUCUGGCCCAUCUUCAGCAUUUCUCUCGCCUCAUUCAUGGGAGGGCUAUGGAGGUGCCAUUCCCUACUGCAUCAGAAUGUGGCGUUUUUCACAUUUUUCUUCUUCUGGAAACAAACAGCUCCACCUUGGGUAAACUAGGUUUCUGUUAAAAGUGUGUUGUCACCUGCUACCCUAUUAUUUCUCCUUAAUUACUUGCUCUUUGAACAACCCCAGACUCCAGAGCACUUGUGACAAUUGGUAAUUGAUUACUAACUGCCUUAUUUCCACUAGUCUGAAAGUUCUGCGACAACUAUAUGUAUGUAGGUGUACUGCCAUAUCCUUUUUACUGUUUCACAUAGAGGUCCUUAAAACACUGGAUGAAUCAAUAAAUAGGUCCUGGAUAUUUCAGAAA